Molecule: messenger RNA, 2393 nt
Organism: Microthlaspi erraticum
Lineage: Eukaryota; Viridiplantae; Streptophyta; Magnoliopsida; Brassicales; Brassicaceae
Source: the annotation of a GenBank genome assembly
UUUUGCUUACACCUGCUGAGAAGCAAAUGGCGAGGGAAGUUUGCAUUGCAUUUAGGCAAGCGGUCUGCGGAUUUGAUCUCUUACGAUCUGAGGGAAGUUCAUAUGUGUGUGACGUAAAUGGAUGGAGUUUUGUGAAGAACUCUUACAAGUAUUACGACGAUGCUGCUUGUGUGCUACGGAAAAUGUUUUUGGAUGCAAAGGCUCCUCAUCUUUCUUCAACAAUUCCUCCCAUUCUGCCAUGGAAGGUCAAUGAACCUGUUCAUUUUAACGAAGGUCUAACUCGCCAAGGAAGUGGCGUCAUUGGAACAUUUGGGCAAUCGGAGGAGCUACGCUGUGUCAUUGCUGUUGUUCGGCACGGUGAUAGAACCCCUAAGCAGAAAGUGAAGCUAAAGGUUACAGAGGAAAAACUGCUAAACCUGAUGCUGAAGUACAAUGGAGGAAAGCCAAGAGCUGAGACGAAACUUAAAAGUGCUGUCCAACUGCAAGAUCUAUUGGAUGCCACAAGAAUGUUAAUUCCUCGUUCAAGACCAGGUGAAUGUGAUAGUGAUGCAGAAGACCUUGAACAUGCUGACAAGCUUCGUCAAGUAAAAGCCGUUCUUGAAGAGGGUGGACAUUUCUCUGGCAUAUACAGGAAGGUUCAACUAAAGCCGCUGAAAUGGGUUAAAGUACCAAAAAGUGAUGGUGAUGGGGAAGAAGAACGCCCAGUGGAGGCUCUUAUGGUUCUGAAAUAUGGUGGUGUUCUAACUCAUGCUGGUCGGAAGCAGGCAGAAGAACUUGGUAGAUACUUUCGAAACAAUAUGUAUCCAGGUGAAGGUACCGGUUUGCUCCGUCUCCAUAGUACAUACCGUCAUGACCUUAAAAUUUACAGUUCUGACGAGGGACGUGUUCAGAUGUCUGCAGCUGCUUUUGCUAAAGGCCUGCUUGACCUAGAAGGACAGCUGACCCCAAUCCUGGUUUCUCUGGUUAGCAAGGACUCUUCCAUGUUGGAUGGUCUUGAUAAUGCGAGCAGUGAAAUGGAAGAGGCCAAGGCUCAAUUGAAUGAGCUCAUAACCGCCGGCACAAAACUGGUCAAUGAUUACGUCUCUUCUGAAUUACCUUGGAUGACUGAUGGUGCUGGACUACCUCCUCAUGCCAAUGAGCACCUACCUGAAUUGGUAAAAUUAGCUAAAAAGGUGACUGAACAAGUGGGGCUACUUGCAAAAGAUGAAGACGAGGGUCUCACAGAGCCUAGCGCUUAUGAUGUAGCCCCUCCUUAUGAUCAAGCAAAGGCCCUUGGCAAGUCAAACAUUGACGUUGGUCGGAUUGCUGCUGGAUUACCUUGUGGUAGUGAAGGAUUUCUUUUGAUGCUUGCUCGAUGGAGAAAACUCGAAAGGGAUCUCUACAACGAAAGAAGAGACCGGUUUGACAUAACGCAGAUUCCUGAUGUUUACGAUUCAUGCAAGUAUGAUCUGUUACAUAAUUCUCAUCUCGACCUGAAAGGACUAGACGAACUCUUCAAAGUUGCUCAGCUGCUUGCAGAUGGUGUAAUCCCAAAUGAGUAUGGGAUCAAUCCUCAGCAAAAACUCAAAAUCGGUUCAAAGAUUGCUCGGCGCUUGCUUGGUAAAAUCUUGAUUGACUUGAGGAAUACCAGAGAAGAGGCCAUGAGUGUUGCUGAAUUGAAGAACAACCAAGACCAAGUCUCAGUGUCAUUGUAUUCGUCGAGAAAGGAGGAUCGAUAUAGUCAGCCAAAACUUUUCGUUAAAAGCGAUGAGUUGAGACGUCCUAGCACCGGAGAGAACAAAGACGAAGAUGAUGAUAAAGAAACCAAAUACCGACUAGAUCCAAAGUACGCAAAUGUAAUGACACCUGAACGUCAUGUGAGGACACGCCUUUAUUUCACUUCUGAAUCACAUAUUCAUUCUCUGGUGAACGUUCUACGGUAUUGUAACCUCGACGAAUCUCUUCAAGGAGAAGAAAGUCUCGUUUGCCAAAGCGCAUUGGAACGCCUUUGUAAAACCAAAGAACUUGAUUACAUGAGCUACAUUGUCCUAAGACUCUUUGAGAACACUGAGGUAUCUCUGGAAGACCCGAAACGCUUCAGAAUCGAACUUACAUUUAGCCGUGGCGCAGAUUUGUCUCCCCUAGAGAAGAAGGAUGAAGAAGCUGAGUCGUUGCUCAGGGAACACACACUUCCGAUAAUGGGACCAGAGAGGCUUCAGGAGGUUGGUUCUUGUUUGACACUCGAGACAAUGGAGAAGAUGAUACGUCCAUUUGCUAUGCCGGCAGAGGAUUUCCCUCCAGCGUCAAUUCCGGCAGGCUUCUCCGGUUACUUUUCCAAAAGCGCCGCCGUGCUCGAGCGCCUUGUGAAACUUUGGCCCUUCCACAAGACCACCACUUCUAACGGCAAAAGCUAA